CGCCCCUUUCCCCACAAUGCACGGCGACUCGUUGUUCUUCCUUGCUGGAUGUAUCAGCGGUACCUGCAUAGCGGGCUGACAGAGGAGGAAAGUAAUUACUAUGGCAGCUGCUACCAUAGUGCACGAUACCUCCGAAGCUGUCGUGCUAUGUGGGCCGCAUGGGCUGUUCCUAAAGCCCAUCUCAAAGAUGGUCAUCAGCGUGACACUGCCUCAGCUAAAGCAACCUGGAAAAUCCAUCUCCAACUGGGAAGUGAUGGAGCGUCUGAAAGGCAUGGUGAACAACCACCAGUUUUCUACAUUACGAAUCUCCAAAAGCACCAUGGAUUUCAUCCGCUUUGAAGGCGAGGUAGACAAUAAGGGUUUAGUGAAGGCUUUUAUAAGUGCUUUGGAUGGCAAGAGUAUAAAACUGAGCGGGUUCUCCGACAUUCUGAAAGUCAGAGCAGCCGAGUAUAAAAUCGAUUUUCCUACCAGGCACGACUGGGACUCUUUCUUCCGUGAUGCAGCAGACAUGGAUGAAAAUUUGCCAGGAGAGAGACCAGACACAAUCCAUUUGGAAGGCCUUCCGUGCAAGUGGUUUGCUAAUAAAGACUGUGGAUCUGAAAAGCCAAGUGAAGAAGUCCUUAUAAAGAUCUUCAGCCUCUUUGGAGACAUCAGGAAUGUAGACAUCCCCAUGCUUGAUCCCUACAGAGAAGAAAUGACUGGCAGAAGCUUCCAUACAUUCAGUUUUGGUGGACACCUAAACUUUGAAGCUUAUAUACAGUUCAGGGAGUAUAUGGGGUUUGUAAAGGCCAUGACUGCUUUGCGUGGUAUGAAGCUAAUGUAUAAAGGUGAAGAUGGUAAAGCUAUUGCUUGUAAUAUAAAGGUUUCCUUUGAUAAAACAAAGCAUCUGACUGAGACAUCUAUUAAAAAGCGUCAUCUCGAGCGACAGAAAUUGCAAGAACUUGAAGAACGUCGAGAGGAGCAAAAGAGAAAACAGAAGGAAGCAGAAGAAAGACAAAAAGAAGAGGAACGAAAACAAAAGGAACUGGAAGAGAUUGAGAAAGAGAAAAAGCGUCUAGAGAAGAUCAGAAAGAAGGAGGAUAAACAACGAGAACGGGAAGCUCGCAAGAACAAGAAAAAGCUGCAAAAACUGCAAGCGGAGGAGCAAAAGAGAUUGCAGGAGAAGAUCCGAUUUGAAGAGAGAAAGCUCCUAUUGUCUCAGAGGAAUUUGCAGUCCAUCAGGUUAAUUGUAGAGCUUCUAAGCAGAGUGAAGGCCACCAAGAUUCGUGAACAGGAAGAGAAAGAGGCAGAAAGGAUUCACCUUCUCCAUCUGGAAGAGAGAAGAAGAGAGCAGGAGGCAGAGCUAAGACGAGUGGAAGAAGAGAAGCAGCGUACCUUAAUUUUAUUCCGCAAAGAGAGAGAAUUGAGAGAGAAACUUGUGAAUAGUUUCCUUAACAGAAAUGUAUGCGCUGCCUCUCAGAUGAAAGAGGAGUCUCAACUGCCACAGUGUUAUCCUUUCACACCCAGUGAAAAUCUCCUCCAAGACCACUUAGCAAGCUCUUUCACAUCUACCUCAACACAAACGCUAUCAGAAUAUGAGUCACUCAGGCCACACAUUCACUAUGCAAAUUCCAACCCCCAUGUUGUAAAUGGGGUCUGUUUGGAGGCCACCGCACCACAGGAAUGUAAACAGAUAUAUGACAUUAAUCCAGGUAGACCUCUAUACUCCCUCACCAGCAUUCUUGGCAAUACUAUCCAGCAUAAUUAUUCAGCAAGUGAUGAUCCCACUUCCUGGCUAAAUGAAGUCGAAACUCACCAAAGCAAAGGUGAGCCACAUGUUCACAUUGAGUCAGACGUAACCAGCAACCAUGUACACUCUCAGGACAAAGAACACAAACCUAAAUCAAAACCGAAGCGGGACUUAAGCAGAGACGAGGACUAUCACAAAAAAGCAAAGAAGUCCCACAAGAAGCAUUCCUCUAGAGAUUGCAGCCCACACACAAGAAGCAGUAGCUGUGAACGUAGUAGUCACCGAAGCAGAGAUCUGAAGCCAAGGCCCGGUCAUAAGCAGAAGAGGCACCAUCGGAGAUCAUAUAGCAGAGAUAAGGAUUCUUGGAGUAGCUGAACACAAGCCACUCUGUGCAGCAGUUUUCUGCAUGUAGAACUGUUGGCCAGUUUGGAA
Molecule: messenger RNA, 2161 nt
Organism: Nanorana parkeri
Lineage: Eukaryota; Metazoa; Chordata; Amphibia; Anura; Dicroglossidae
Gene: AKAP17A
Product: A-kinase anchoring protein 17A
Exons: 5
Coding region: 101-2104 (667 amino acids)
Biological process (GO): regulation of RNA splicing
Cellular component (GO): nuclear speck; cytosol
Molecular function (GO): RNA binding; protein kinase A binding
Source: RefSeq, a predicted model, not a curated record